Molecule: messenger RNA, 1302 nt
Organism: Cryptosporidium ubiquitum
Lineage: Eukaryota; Apicomplexa; Conoidasida; Eucoccidiorida; Cryptosporidiidae
Product: GTP binding protein
Exons: 1
Coding region: 1-1302 (433 amino acids)
Cellular component (GO): cytoplasm
Molecular function (GO): GTP binding; ATP hydrolysis activity
Source: RefSeq, a predicted model, not a curated record
AUGACAUCAAUUCAAAAGGAAUACAUAAUUGGAUGUGUUGGUAAACCCUCUUCUGGAAAAUCUACAUUCUUCUCAUCUAUUACUGACAGUUCAGCCAAAAUAGGUAAUUACCCAUUCACAACCAUUGAACCUAAUGUUGGAAUAACUCAUUAUAUUGCAGAAUGCCCAUGCAAAAAAUAUAAUGUAAUAUGCAAACCUAAAUAUGGAAGUUGUAAUAAUGGGUACCGAAAUAUUCCGAUAAAGAUGUUAGAUAUUGCAGGAUUAAUACCAGGUGCCCAUCUUGGAGAUGGACUUGGUAAUAAGUUUCUAGAUGAUCUUAGGCAUGCACAUGUUUUGCUACAUAUAAUUGAUAUUAGCGGAAACACAAAUGAAAAAGGCGAACAAACAACUAAUUAUAACCCAAUAAAUGACCAUGAGUGGCUUCGAAUAGAAAUUGAAAUGUGGAUUUUCAAUAAUAUUUAUUCAAACUGGUCCAGUAUUGUUAGGAAAAGCAAAACAUCGGAUAUAACAAUUAGUAAGCUUUUAUUAAACCAACUAUCAGGUUAUGGGUGUAAUGAAUUAAUGAUUAAAAAACUUAUAUCUUCAAUGAAGCUUAAUGAUUCAGCCGAUUUUUCAAAUUGGGACAAAUCUGAUAUAAUUUAUUUAGUAAGGCAAUUCAUCAAAGUUAGAUUUCCAUUUGUACUUGUGCUAAAUAAGGCGGAUGUCAUGAGUGAGAAUUGUGAUUCAAAUAUUGUAAAAUUUUACGAAAAGUAUGGAGAUGAUCAUGAAAUUGUAGUAGUAUCAUCUUUGGCUGAGUAUUUUAUUAAAAAAAUGGUUAGUCAAAAUUAUAUUAAACUGUUGUAUGAUAAUAAUAGUUACAAUUAUUCUUCGUUCAUUACAAGUGAAGAUACUCAUAUUGAAGGAUCUCAAACUCUUAAAUUGAUAGAUAACAAAUUAAAGUCAAGACUAGAAAAUAUCAGGGAUAUGGUGUUAUUUAGGCAUGGAGUCACAGGUGUGCAAGAUGCUAUUAACAAAGCUGUUGAUCUAUUGGGCUUAAUACCAGUAUAUCCAGUAAAAAACAUAAAAACUUUCACAAAUGAUUCAUAUGAUGAAGGGAAUAAUUUUGCAUUUCGAGAUUGUAUUCUUGUUCCUAAUGGGACCACAGUCAAAACACUAUUAAAAUCUUUGCACAUAGAAUUGGACAAAAAUGUGGUAAAUAUAGAGACUGUGGGAGGGGUUAAAAUUUCUGAAAACCAUCUUUUAUCGAACCAAAUGAAUGUGAUAAAAAUUACUACAGCUAAGUACGAUGAAAAAAAUGUAUAA